Molecule: messenger RNA, 651 nt
Organism: Plasmodium vivax (malaria parasite P. vivax)
Lineage: Eukaryota; Apicomplexa; Aconoidasida; Haemosporida; Plasmodiidae
Product: RAD protein (Pv-fam-e)
Exons: 1
Coding region: 1-651 (216 amino acids)
Source: RefSeq, a predicted model, not a curated record
AUGACGUACACACGAUUUUAUGACAGUCGGUCAAGACAGUUAUCAGAAUAUUCACACAGUAGGAGCCACAAGAAGAACAAAGGUUAUUACAGGCAGGAAGACCAAGCUGCAUAUGAAUAUAUGAUGAGAGAAGAAAAUCGAAAGAUUGAAGAACGAAAACGUAAAUCUGGUGACGCCUCAAGGGCUUACUCCAUGCCAUAUAGAAUUAGUGAAGAAGAUGUUGCUAGGGAGUUAUCCAAAAAGGAAUUAACAAAACUUAUUAAUUCCUUUGGUGCAACCAUAAACGAAAAAGAUAUGUACACAACCUUCUAUCAUUAUCAUACGUAUUUACAACGCCGUUACUCUAAGAUGAUAAUUAAGCUACAAAAAUUGUGUCAUAAAUUAGCCUCGAAACGGUAUAUACCCGAUGAAGAUUUAAAUCAGUACUGGAUGGAAUGCAAGAAGGGGGUCAGCAGACAUCUGUUCACUUUGAAUUAUUAUUCCUACAAACAUUUCUUCGAGUUUGCUAAGGACGCUCCCGUUGAAGACAUGGCAAGGUUUAAAACGUUUCUGGCCGACUACGUUCGUAUGUGGAAACAGAAAAUACGUGAAAAUAAUAAGAAAUGGACGCAAGUGCUCACCAAAAAUAUAAAAAAAUAUAAAAAGAGAUAA